AUGAUUUGGAAAACGUCAACUGCUGCCACGUUACUUCAGGCAGUCAAUGCAGCCCUCCAUAAUAGCAUCAUCCAGACGCAAAAUGGCCCUGUCCAGGGUUAUCCUGCCUUCAACAGCACACCUGCAAACAUAUCUCUUACCAACUGGGGAAAUAUUACCGUCUGGAAAGGCAUUCCCUUUGCCGCAACUACCGCUGGCGAGAACCGCUUCAAAGCACCCCAGCCCGUUUCCGCGUGGAACUCGACUCUUCAAGCCAAGAAUUGGGGAAACGUUUGUCCUUCCACUCUCUUCUUUGGUGGUGAUGAGUACACUAUCGACGAGGACUGUCUGAACCUCAACGUUUGGAGCGCAGCAAAUUCAACAGACGCCAAGUUGCCAGUCGUCAUGUGGAGUUAUCCCGCCGCUUCAACCGCUGCGAACGCUCUCUUCGAUGGAGCUGGAAUGGCCGACAAAGGCGUUGUGUUCGUCAACUACAACUACCGCACUGGGUCUUUCGGAUGGCUUGCAUCGCCUGAGCUCAACGAGGAGAGGCUCGGUACCGUUGGAUCCAAUAGUUCCGGCAACUGGGGAAUGCUUGAUCAAUUCGCUGCCCUACAAUGGGUCCAUGAGAACAUUGCCAACUUCGGCGGUGAUCCGGACCAUAUCACAGUCAUGGGCCAGUCUGCUGGUUCCGCCGCCACUUACCAUAUCCUUAACAGCCCUUUGCACGGCAUCACCAUCAAAAACGCAAUCAUUGAGAGCGGCGUUCGCGAUCCCCACGAUCCCUUAUGCACCAGCCUGGCUGAGAACUACCGGACUUUAGAAGUCAACAUUGAGACCGGGUUGGGCUACAUGGCCUCUCUGAACUGCUCCGAUAUUGCGUGCAUGCGAGCCCUACCCAUGGACAACCUCGUCACUUCAUUUAUGGAUUCCGAUUUCGAAUUCACAGCUACGCUGGAUUACUACGCCAUGCCGGAUACCUACCUCAACACUUUGCAGAAGGGUAUCGCGCAAGACGUUCCUAUCAUGACCGGUAAUACGCGCGAUGAGAGCGGCGCAACCUACGGACUCAACAUCACACUUGCAACCUACCUUACCAAUCUGAAUCAGACAUACGGUAGCACCUGGAAAGACAGAUUCUUUGCCGCCUACCCCGCCAACGAUUCGGCCACUGCAUCUGCCUCCUACAACGCGCAGUUCACCGACCGCUCCAAGGUCGGCACCUACUUCUGGUCACAGCUGUGGUCUGCUAACGCCACUUCACCUGUUUAUAACUACAUCUGGGACCACGCACCUCCUGGUCAGACCCAGGGUGCAUACCACGAGAGUGAGAUCAAUUACGUGCUGAACAACUUGACUACGAGAUUGCGGAGACCAUGA
This is a messenger RNA of Colletotrichum higginsianum IMI 349063, 1359 nucleotides long. Its product is annotated as Carboxylic ester hydrolase. The transcript is spliced from 2 exons. The coding region runs from base 1 to 1359 and encodes 452 amino acids. The record is from RefSeq and is a predicted model, not a curated record. Lineage: Eukaryota; Fungi; Ascomycota; Sordariomycetes; Glomerellales; Glomerellaceae.